AUAGCUCACUGCUGGUCUACAAUACUCCAUCCCACACAGAAGCUUCCUCACGUCUCGCCACCAAAGAAGAUCCCUCCUAUGAUGCAGUCAGAACAGGAUGGGGCAAUAAUAUGAAUUCUGGCCUCUCCAAAAGUCCUCCUGUUGCAGGGACACAAAAUGUGAACAAGACAACAGAACAGCAGCGGCCACAGCCAGAUCCCUACCAAAUCCUGGGGCCCACCAGCAGCCGUCUGGCCAACCCAGGGAGUGGGCAGAUCCAGCUGUGGCAGUUCCUCCUGGAGUUGCUGUCGGACAGUUCCAACGCCAGCUGCAUCACGUGGGAAGGGACCAAUGGGGAGUUCAAGAUGACGGACCCUGACGAGGUGGCUCGGCGCUGGGGCGAACGCAAGAGCAAGCCCAACAUGAAUUAUGACAAGCUGAGCCGAGCCCUGCGAUACUACUACGACAAGAACAUUAUGACCAAAGUGCAUGGCAAGAGGUAUGCCUACAAAUUUGACUUUCAUGGCAUUGCCCAGGCCCUUCAGCCUCAUCCCACCGAGUCAUCCAUGUACAAGUACCCGUCGGAUCUCUCCUACAUGCCAUCCUACCAUGCCCACCAGCAGAAGGUGAACUUUGUACCGCCACACCCUUCUUCUAUGCCUGUCACAUCAUCCAGUUUCUUUGGAGCAGCCUCACCUUAUUGGACCUCCCCUGCAGGAAACAUUUAUCCAAACCCCAACGUCCCUCGCCACCCCAACGCCCACGUCACACCACACUUGGGCAGCUAUUACUAGAUGCUUUUAUCCUCAAGUGGCCUUUACCAGUCUGGUUGGACUUCUUCUUUACUUCUGGGAUUUUUAUGGGGUAUGGGGGGACCCUUAAUGGAUCAUUGUGGCCUUUCUAGGGAAGAAUUAAAACUGGAUAUUGGUUAUUUCUGGACCAAACCUAUGACUUUUGUAACUUUGCCUCUUGUGUCUUGAACUGAGGGAUGGAGGCUUCUGUGGGCCAGUACUCUGCAUUUCUUUGGGUUUUAAUGCUU
This is a messenger RNA of Acanthisitta chloris (rifleman), 1018 nucleotides long. RefSeq names its product Fli-1 proto-oncogene, ETS transcription factor (gene FLI1). The transcript has 5 exons. Gene Ontology annotation, biological process: regulation of transcription by RNA polymerase II; cell differentiation. Gene Ontology annotation, cellular component: nucleus. Lineage: Eukaryota; Metazoa; Chordata; Aves; Passeriformes; Acanthisittidae. Gene Ontology annotation, molecular function: DNA-binding transcription factor activity, RNA polymerase II-specific; sequence-specific DNA binding. The record is from RefSeq and is a predicted model, not a curated record. The annotation marks the transcript as partial.